This is a messenger RNA of Aspergillus steynii IBT 23096, 803 nucleotides long. RefSeq lists its product as uncharacterized. The coding region runs from base 1 to 480 and encodes 159 amino acids. The transcript has 2 exons. NCBI's taxonomy places the organism in Eukaryota, Fungi, Ascomycota, Eurotiomycetes, Eurotiales, Aspergillaceae. The record is from RefSeq and is a predicted model, not a curated record.
AUGAGCGGUGGCGGGUUGACGCUGAUCCAAGGGCAGAGGACAAAAACAAAACAAAUCAGAGAGAGAAUCCGAAAAAGCCCCGAGCGGAGUCUGCGCUACAAGCAGCCAGCAGGCCCGAGAGGAGAAAAAGAUGAGGUCGCGGAGGAGCGCACAAAGCGGGCGACUGACAGCGCCACACGGAUCGACUGGCAAAAGUCCGGCCCCAUCAAUCUUGGGUUUGCUGCGAAGAAACGGUCAGCGAUCCUCCGAUGGUCGUACGGAGCAGUCCGGUACAAUCUGGAAAGCGAAUCCCAAAAUCGGAAGUCGGCAUCGAUGACUUCCGUCCGGUACGAUGGGGCCCCGAUGGAUCGUCUCCGGAGAUAUGAUCGAUAUAUCAACGUCUAUUGUCCUCACGUCGUUGAUCUGAACUACUUCCCGACUACACUCGGGGCUAUAGGAUUGCUGUACCUGUUCGGCAUGUACGCAUAUCCAUGGUUCUGACCGUCACUGUCCUGGUUCCUCGAUUGCCUUGGGUUCCAAAUCAUAGCCCAGAGUGCCGUAAGCCACAAAAUAACCUUGUUGCCGCUCCCUUAAAUGUUUAUGAAUCGGAACGAUUGAACCGAUAUGCUCCUCCACGAAAAAGUCAACCACAAGAAUGAGGCAAUCAUCUUCAGGCUAGACGGCGUUGCGCUUGUACCAAACGUUGUAAUCCCGAGGCAAUGCCUCCAUGGCGAUCUGGGGUUUAUAGUGUCUUGUUUGACUGAAAAUUGUACUUCUGUACGAUGCUCCAUGUCCGAGAGACCGAGCCUCCUGCUUUUUUCAGG